UGGGAGAGGCUAAAACUAGUUAGAUUUAUGUGGAAGGGAGAUUCAUUUGGGAAGGGAUCCUGGCUGCCCUGGGAGCUGCUGCAUGUCAGGCUCACUCUCAGGGCUCUGGUGACUUGUAGAUAACAGGAUUGUUCUGGUGGUUCUCUUCUAUAACAGUCAAAAUGGUGAUCAAAGUCUUUGUAGCCACAUCCUCUGGGUCUACAGCGAUUAAGAAGAAACAGCAAGAAGUAGUGGGCUUCUUAGAGGCCAACAAGAUUGACUUUAAGCAAAUGGACAUAGCUGGUGAUGAGGACAACAGGAAAUGGAUGAGAGAGAACGUACCAGGUGAAAAGAAACCACAAAAUGGAAUCCCCCUCCCUCCACAGAUCUUCAAUGAGGAGCAGUACUGUGGGGACUUCGAAUCCUUCUUCUCUGCCAAGGAAGAAAACAUUAUUUAUUCAUUCCUGGGUCUGGCACCUCCUCCAGGUACAAAGGAGGUGAAAACUGCUGAAGAGACAUCAAACCUUCCAAACGGUGAAGUUUCGGGUGAAGAGCACAAAGUUGUGGAAGAGACUGAAAAGUCUGAAGUAACUGAAGAAAAUGAGGCACAUACAGAAGACAACGUAGAUGCAGUCGCUAAUUCUAUUGAACUGCCAUCAGAAGAGCAACAGGAAGAAGAAGAAGAAGAAGAACAGGAGGAAGAGGAAGAAUCUUAG
Molecule: messenger RNA, 695 nt
Organism: Gopherus evgoodei (Goodes thornscrub tortoise)
Lineage: Eukaryota; Metazoa; Chordata; Testudines; Testudinidae
Product: SH3 domain-binding glutamic acid-rich protein-like
Exons: 7
Coding region: 162-695 (177 amino acids)
Cellular component (GO): cytoplasm
Source: RefSeq, a predicted model, not a curated record